Messenger RNA from Folsomia candida, 4705 nucleotides. RefSeq names its product suppressor of tumorigenicity 7 protein homolog. The record is from RefSeq and is a predicted model, not a curated record. Gene Ontology annotation, molecular function: protein binding. Lineage: Eukaryota; Metazoa; Arthropoda; Collembola; Entomobryomorpha; Isotomidae. The transcript is spliced from 12 exons. The coding region runs from base 1024 to 2691 and encodes 555 amino acids.
GACGACUUUAGAAGACUUUUUUUAUCCGUAUCGUGCUGGGCAUGCAUAUCAGUCAAGUCAGCCCUUCCCCUAAUUUCUGGAAGUGCAGUGCACGAGGACUUUAGAAUUUGCACCUGGCUUGGCUUAUAUUUAGACGUAUGUAUGGAGGCUGGAUAGGGAUCGAGGGGACGGACCCUUGAAUAAAUAAAUUUGGGUGUUAGUAGAAUUCUUAGAACUAAUACUAUUUGAGGUGACAUGAGAUGAGACGAUAUCGACGACAAAGUGAGACUCUUCACUCACCCACUACCCGAUGGUAAUGUGACUGAUAAGAAAUAAGAGUAGAAUUCUAGGAAAACAUGGUUGUAAUGAAUGUAUUACAAGCAUUCGAUGUUACAGUUGUAUUAUCAUCAGGUAAUUAAAAAAAUAAUGUUUUGGAAAUUGUCAAACAAAUUUAGAAUUAAAAUCAAGGACCAACAAUAACAUUACUGAGUUGUCAUUGAUAAGAAACAGAUAACUCAUACGAUUAGAAUCCUCGAAAGACGUGGUUAUUUGCAUAAAACAAUACUUUCGAUACUACACUUACAUCAUCAUCAAAUAAUUAACAAAAAUAAUAUCGUGGAAAUUGUCAAGCAAAUUUAUAGUUAAAAUCAAGGAUACCAAUAAUCUUACUAAGUUAUCAUUGAUAAGAACCAUUCACUACUUACUUACACAUCAAUACCUCAAAUGAGACAUAAUAAUAUUCUGCCCGGAAUUUCUCAUACCGAGAAAUCUGGACAUAUAUUUCCUUAUCCAGCCCGGAGAUUCCCAGCCGGGUACUGUUCGCCACCUGAUGGCGGUUUGCGGAAUGGUUCACAUUUUUGUGGGCUGUUUGGUUCAGAGUUCCAAAGGCUGUGACAGAUCUUCGGAGCUUCAGAAUAAUAUGUACAUUGAGAUAGGAGAUUGUUGACUUGACAAAUGCUGCAGGUCGUCGACGAGUCUGGAGGUGGUUAUCUUUCUGACCUGGGCGCCAGUCAGAGGAAGGAAUGAGUUUGCUUCACGGAAGACAUGAUCUUAAUCCACCUCCGCAAAUUUAAGAAUUGGGUCGUCUGGUCUUGGACUUAUCUCUGGGCCUUCUGGUUUCUCCUUGUUGUAUUUGUUCUCUACUAUUUGAGAGGACCUCUUAAAAUAUCUGAAAAUAUCGGCAUGGCUACCAUGUUUUUGAGCACGUUGACGCCAAAGUUCUAUGUCGCGUUGACUGGGACGUCGUCGCUUAUUUCGGGACUGAUUUUGAUUUUUGAGUGGUGGUACUAUCGCAAAUAUGGGACUUCCUUUAUUGAACAAGUCUCCCUCAAUCAUUUGGGACCUUUGCUAGGUCCUCAAGAUUAUAAUGGAAAUACGAACGGCGAAGCGAAUGGGAACGCAACGUCGCCAAGUCAAACACAAUCUACGCAAGAGUGUAAAGUUUGGCGAAAUCCAAUGAAUUUAUUCCGUGGUGCAGAAUAUUUACGUUACUUCAACCAAAUGAAGAAAGAACCGUUAACAUUUUAUGACAUGAACUUGUCAGCUCAAGAUCACCAGACAUUCUUUACUUGUGAUAGUGAUGCAAACAGAUCUGAAUACUCUAUUAUGCAGACUGCGUGGAGAGAGAGGAAUCCUCAGGAGAGAGUCAAUGGAGCCAAGGCGGCGCUGGAGAAGAAUCCAGACUGCGCCACGGCUUACAUCCUUCUCGCAGAGGAAGAUGCUUGUACAAUCGUCGAGAGUGAAAAACUACUCAAACAAGCCAUGAAAGCUGCAGAGUCCAAUUUAAGAAAGUCACAAUUAUCCCAACCUCAUGGAGGGAAUGGUGACAACGUUUUAAGGAGGGACAUCAAUGUAUUGAUAUACAUAAAGCGACGAUUAGCAAUGUGUGCUAGAAAACUUGGGAGAUUAAAAGAAGCUGUUAAAAUGUUUCGCGAUUUAACGAAAGAGGUGCAGCCCAUCAUGAGUGUGCUCCACGUACAUGAGAAUCUCAUAGAAGCCCUUUUAGAAAUGCAAGCUUACGCCGAUGUUCAAGCCGUCCUGGCAAAAUACGACGACGGCUCUGUCCCCCGAUCAGCAGCUCUGUGCUACACAUCCGCACUUCUCAAAGUUCGACAGGUUUCUGAAAAGUUCAUGACAGAAUCCGGCUUAAUAAAACGAAGUCUGAGCGCUUCAGAGAUGAAUGCGAUUGAAGCAAUUCAUCGAGCUGUUGAAUACAAUCCACACGUACCCAAGUAUCUCCUAGAAUUAAAACCAAUGGUAUUCCCACCUGAACACUUGUUAAAAAGGGGUGAUUCUGAAGCCGUCUGCUAUGUAUUUUUCCAUUUGCAACAUUGGAAAAGAGUCGAUGGAGCGUUACAAUUGCUAGCUUGCACGUGGGAAGGAACAUUUGCAUCAAUUCCACGACCAUUGGAAAAGGGGAACCUAUUCUUUCCCUAUCCUCCCUGCACCGAGUGUCCAGAUCGUGAAAUAUUGCCAGCCCAUCACGAAGUAAGCGUCUUUCCCGAACGUGAAACCCCAUUCUUUAUCAUGUUCACUGCGGGUCUGUGCACUUUUACGGCACUUAUUGCAUUUCUAACUCACCAAUACCCCGAUCAGAUGGCCAUUGUUGCCAAAACUGUCGUUGGAUGGAUGUCUCUCCCAGUCAUUUAUAUAAUGGACAAACUUGAAAAUCUGUUGCCAGCAAGCUUUCUUCAAAUCCUAUCCAGAGUAUAACCACCACCGACAGCAGUUUAUCUUCAUUUGUCUGAAUUGGACUAGUCUUUGUCGAUUCGACGCCGCAAAUAAAAAUACUCCAACAUCAUAAACUUCCAACGCAAAGUGACAAGUCAGCCAUUCACCCACCCAAACCACACCAAACUCUGUAAAGAAAGAAGUACCACCAUCAUCAUAAUCCAUGACACACCCACUCAACAAGCUACUUCACUCCAUGGGGAAAAACGGAAUAAUAAUAAUUACCUCUAGUCAGUCAUCUUCAUCCGUGCAGUGACUUGACGGUACGAUACUGAGUUUUAAGAUAUGUUAAAAUCUUAAUACAUUAACUGCUUCCAAUUUCUCUAAUACUUCCAAAAAGAAUGUAUCAAACAUGGUGAUAUAAUAAUAAUUCAAACGGGAAAUAAUAAUUUCGUUGCUUGGUUAAAACAUAAUAAUUUUACGGAGUGGAGAAAAUUUACGAUUUUUACGAUAUUCCGAUAGUAUUUUAAUUUGAUACUUAUAUACUUUUUUGACUUCAGGCCAUUCCCAAUUAUAAUUAGUAUAAUCAAAUCACUGCGUUUAUUUGCUCUUAUUUAUAAUUUGUAUCCUUACUUAAUUCUAAUAAUAAUAAUUAUGCAGCCAAUAAUUAAUUUUAUAUUAUUAAUAACUGGGUUUGUUAACAGAAAAGUGGAGAAGUACUUGUAAUCCAAGAGCUGAUAAAAGGCAUUCAUCAUUGUUGUUCUCGUACAUAUAAAUUGUCGCUUAGACAGAAGACAGUGCAAGACAGUUAGUUAGUUAAUUACUUGUAGUCCGCAUGCGUAUUUAGUACUACUUUUAGACAUAGUGAAACCACGGGUAUUAUAAUAUUGCUGACAUUUAUUUACAAGCAAUAUCGUUAUCGGGUCACAUCGGUUGUUAUCUAUUUACUUACUUUUCUCUGCUAGAUUACGUAGAUACACGGUGCGCGAUGCAAUACCAAAAAAUACUUACCAACAACAAUGAACCACACGACACGUGUUAGAAAAUAUCCAACAUUUUGCCUUAGACGAUUAACCAAGCAUUAAUUUCUUAAAAUUCAUUACCAAUUCAAAACUUUACCUUGACAGCAAUACGCUCUCUAAUAAUAAAGGAGGGCGACGAUCAUCGGCAGGAUGUGUGUGUGUGUUUUUUCAUAUUUAGCCUCACUGAUAACUACUUAACAUUGUUCUUUAUUGUUCUUAUUUGUACUAGAAAAUUGUCCUCGUCGGUAUCCGUAUCCGUAUUUGUGGUGGUAUUUAUUGUUGGUUAAAGAUGAUGACAACGGUGCGUAAUCAGUGUCCCUCAAUUAGUAGAUAAGUAGAUAUCGUCGUAAUUUUUUGUCGGGAUGUUUCAUGUUCUUCCAUCCCAUCGCUGUCUGUGGUAUUAUUAUUUUGUGGACUGAUGACUUUUAAAGAGAAGAAUGAAAGCAAUGCAUGAUGGGGAAAAAGAGGGUCAAGUUAUGUAGCUAAAUACAUACACAAUUAAAUAAUGGAUGAUUGAUAAUACACAAUUAUUAAUCCAAGUGCUGAGAAAUUAAUUAAUUAAUUAAUUAAUUAUCUACUUCAGCAGAACUGACUAGUCAUACUCAUUAUGAAAAAAAACUCAUCAUGCUUCGUCAACAUGGAGGAAAAGGUAUGUAAGUAAAAGUGGAAAUUGUCUCGUUUAUUUUAAAAUUAUAAUUUUAUUCUUGUCCGUGAGUAUAGUUUUUUUUUCUUUUGUAAUUAAUUAUCAAUGAAUUUAUCAUCUCUUAGCGCGUCGAAUUGUUAGUAGAGUAAUACUAAUAAUUAUUAAGACUACAUAAUUAAUUAGCAAUGAUGAUUAAUGACAUUAAAAUUUUUGCAAAUACAUAAGUAUACCUCAUACGUAAAUAUGUAUAUGUACUACGACAUAAACUGUAAUCAAAUAUACUUCAAAAGACUAAAAACAUUGGAACAUGCCGUUCAAGAAUAAUUUGUGACGGGAGGAGUUAAGGAAUAAAAUAUUUUAUUCUUGUGAAAAUUUUACUCUUGAAAAAAAA